AUGGGUCGUCAAAUCAUCUCUAACGGCUAUCACCCGGCGGAGCAGAAAAAGGGCGACUUUGCGACUUUGCUGUUACCCGACCGAGAGGAGCUGGAUGGAGGUGAGGCGUGUGUCAAGGAGCUUCAUCCUCAAGUUCGUGCAACAAGAGUAGGCUCUUCAUCGCAUCUGGUACGCUCUCAGGAGGUGGCGACUCAUCUCCCGGCGGAUUAUCCUCUUCCCGACGACAGCUUGUUCGUCGAUCAAUCGGAGAUGCUUUACUUGUUGGAUUUGCGAUCCUUUUAUCGUGAAUUGUUCAACAAUUUUAGUAACAAUGCUCCGCGAAUUGCGUUGACAAGAUUUUCGCCGAUGAUCCAGCGAUUCUUGUUGCUUAAUCCUUCCGUGGCGGUCUGAAGGAAAGUCAUGAUAAUCAGAUAAAAAAAUAUGAGUUUUGGCUUUGGGAGGAUUCGAACCCACGCCGGUUGCCCCACCCCUUCUGGGAAGAUGACGCGGGUUUGGUCUCACAUCGGUUGUGCGUCGAAUUUUCGGACGAAUAUAUAGUAAUGUUAGAUUUCUAAGCAAGUCCGUUUCUCGCGCGUGUACGACCACUCCUUGCCCCACAGCCGGCUUGCCACCAGUGAUGUGGAAGGAGAGUGACACACACGUGCCCCCAUUAGUUCAAGCCGCUCGAGCCCCUGCUCACAGUUACUCCCCGACUAUGCUUCCGACCCGCUUGCGGGCCCGCCAGGCCAGCAGGUCCCCCCAUUUUACUAUGUUUUUUUUUUAUUUCUUUUCCUUCAUUUAUCUCAAAUAUAAGACUGUACAAAUCGUAUAAAAUCACAUAAUUACCUAAAAAUUCACAUUUAUCAACUUAAAACCAUUUUUCACACUUUAACACAAAUAUAAGUCUAUUUAUCAUGAUUUACGGCUAAAACUAUAUUAUUUACUAAUUAUUAACUCAUGAUAAUGAAGACUUAUCAGUCACCUGACGGAGAGGAGCUAGAUGGAGGUGGGGCGCGUGUUAAGGAGCUUCAUCCUUAGGUCCGUGCAGCAAGAGGAGGCUCUUCAUCGCAUCUAAUAUGCUCUCAAAAGGUUGCGACUGACGUGACUCAGUCGUCGUAUAUUAAAUCACGCAAAUAUAAAAUUUAUAAAACUAGAAAAUACGAAUUUUCAGAUAUUUAGAAGUAUUUCUAAAUAAAUAUAUCAAUUAUAAUUCAAUAAAAAUUCCAAAAAUAGCGGUAAUUUUCCAGGUCGAUCACAUGGAUGUAAUAUAAUAUCUAGUAAUUAUUCAGAAUUUGUCUCAAUGAAUACGAUUUUCUAUGAAUUUUAUACUAGGAAAUAAAAAGGAAAUAUAUUUAAAAUUCACGAAAAAGGGAAAUAAGGGUGCAUACAUGAUGAUGACAUCAGCACCCGGCGAGCGCAAAUAACCCGACAAUUUCCCCCGUAUGGAGCAACCGUCGCCCGACGAUUCUUACGUAAGCGAUUACAGACGAUUUAAUUGAUCAAAUUAAGAUCUGUAAAAUCCAGAAGAAUCGUAAUGGAAUGAAGAAUAGUUUGGUAAAUUCAAAUCACACAAAGUAUCACUAAAUGAAGCGUAAAUUAAAUUGAAAGCAGGAAAACAGAGUUCCGACGUCGCGACGGCGAUGCGUCGGCGAUGCACCGGAAUCCUGAGCGUUCGGGAGGAUCGUCGUGCAGUGUCCACGGCCUCGAAGGCUCUCCUUGGACAAAGACGACGUGGGCAAUCUCUAAAUCUUCUCGCGAAGUCUAGAGAUCAAUGAAGUGGGUCAUCAAAUCGUCUCCGGUGGCUGUCACCCAGCGGAGCGGAAAAACGGGGACUUUGCGGCUCUCCGGCGGCUGUCACCUGAUGGAGAGGAGCUGGAUGGAGGUGGGGCGUGUGUUAGGGAGCUUCAUCCUCAGGUCCGCGCAGCAAGGGGAGGCUCUUCAUCACAUCUGGUAUGCUCUCAGGAGGUGGCGACUCGUCUCCCGGCGGAUCGUCCUCUUCCCGAUGACGGCUUGUUCAUCGAUCAAUCGGAGAUGA
This is a messenger RNA of Spirodela intermedia, 2014 nucleotides long. Lineage: Eukaryota; Viridiplantae; Streptophyta; Magnoliopsida; Alismatales; Araceae. The record is from the annotation of a GenBank genome assembly.